AUGGAGCUCAUCAUGGUCGUUCUAGGCCGUUGGCGAUAUCGAUUUGGUGUGAAGAAAAUGAAGAUUGGGGAUAUGUUCCCACGCUGGCGAACUCAGUUGAAGGACUUGGAGUCGAAGGAAAUGGAGAUUUGCGACAAAUGGCGAGCUGAACUAGGAGAACUGGAAGAGAAACAAUUAGCGCUGUCAGAACCUUGGCGAUACAAUUUGGAUACCUCGACAAUGGAAUCCAUCGAAAACGAGAAUGUCCGAGGUCACUCGAACUGUGGUGAAGGCUGCGAUGACCGACUCAAGUGUUUCGUGCAUAACGUUGCAAGGAUAAACAUCCAACACUAUCACCAAAUGAUAGAAGAGUGGGAAGACAAGUUGAGCCAGGAAGGGUUGACACUAGCAGCGGCCAGGCUCGUUCGCGGACCACUUGAGCCAUUCACCAUCAUAGCCGAGGGUAUUGAUGAUCUUAAGACAAGAAGGGAUAUGAUGAGGGAAAAGCUGGCAGAGGAUUACAACGAGAAAUUUGUACCACCUUGUUCGUUCCGAAGCCUGAAAGACGGGAGGUUUUCGAUCGCCAGUGACAGCACUUCCCUGCGCUCCUUUGGGGGGAUUCUCAGUAAGAUAAGGUUCAUUGAGGAAGAAGGGAGCUGA
Molecule: messenger RNA, 639 nt
Organism: Bacidia gigantensis
Lineage: Eukaryota; Fungi; Ascomycota; Lecanoromycetes; Lecanorales; Ramalinaceae
Exons: 3
Coding region: 1-639 (212 amino acids)
Source: RefSeq, a predicted model, not a curated record